AUGGGGCAUCUUAAUAUAUCAGGUCAUACGCCACCCCCCGAAUCGCCUUUCCCGCCGCCCAAUUUGCGGUUCCCGCCGCCCGAUUCUCCUUUCCCACCACGCCGUUCCCCUUUCCCACCGCCCGAUUCCCCUUCCUGCCGCCCGAAUCCCCUUUCCGCGCCCGAUUUCCCCUUUUUUGCAGCCCGAUUUCCCUUCCUGCCACCCAAUAACCCUUUCCCGCUGCUCAGUUCCCCCUUCCCGCGCCCGAUUCCCUUUUCCCGCCGCCCGUUUCCCCAUUCCCGCCGCCCAAUCUCCUCUUCCCGCCUACCAUUCUCCCUUUUCUGCCUCCCAUUCUUCCCUUCCCGCCUCCCGUUCUCCCCUUCCCGCCUCCCAUUCUCCCCUUUCCGCCUCCCUUUCUCCCCUUCCCGCGUCCCAUUCUCCCCUUUCCGCCUCCCUUUCUCCCCUUCCCGCCUCCCAUUCUCCCCUUCCCGCCUCCCAUUCUCCCCUUUCCGCCUUCCAUCCUCCCCUUCCCGCCUCCCAUUCUCCUCUUCCCGCCUCCCAUUCUCCCCUUUCCGCCUCCCAUCCUCCCCUUCCCGCCUCCCAUUCUCCUCUUCCCGCCUCCCAUUCUCCCCUUUCCGCCUACCUUCUUCCCCUUCCCGCCUCCCAUUAUCCCCUUCUUUCCUCCCAUUCUCCCCUUUCCGCCUCCCAUCCUCCCCUUCCCGCCUCCCAUUCUCCUCUUCCCGCCUCCCAUUCUCCCCUUUCCGCUUCCCAUGCUCCCCUUCCCGCCUCCCUUUCUCCUCUUCCCGCCUCCCAUUCUCCCCAUUCCGCCUCCCAUCCUCCGCUUCCUGCCUCCCAUUCUUCUCUUCCCGCCUCCCAUUCUCCCCUUCCCGCCUCCCAUUCUCCCCUUUCCGCCUCCAAUCCUCCCUUCCCACCUCCCAUUCUCCUCUUCUCGCCUCCCAUUCUCCCCUUUCCGCCUCCCAUCCUCCCCUUCCCGCCUCCCAUUCUCCUCUUCCCGCCUCCCAUUCUCCCCUUUCCGCCUCCCAUCCUCCCCUUCCCGCCUCCCAUUCUCCUCUUCCCGCCUCCCAUUCUCCCCUUCCCGCCGCCCAAGAAGCCUCGUCCCGCCGUCCCCCCCUACCUUCUCUCCGUUACCUCCCUUUCAUCCCUUUCAUCUCUUCCCUCCCUCGUCUCUCCCUCCCGACAUCUCUCCCUUCUCUCCUUUCACUCCCUCUCUCUGUUCCCUCCUUUUCUCACCCUUCCGUCCCUUGUCUCCCUUCUCGCCCUUCUCUCCCUUCCCUCCCUUCUUUCCCUUCUCUCCCGUACCCCCCUUCCCUCCCUUCUCUCCCUUCCCUCCCUUCUCUCUCGUACCCCCCUUCCCUCACUUCUCUCCCAUCCCUCCCUUCUCUCCCUGCCGUCCCUUACCUCCCUUACCUCUCUACUCUCCCUUCUCUCGUAUCCCUCCCUUCUCUCCCUGCUGUCCCUUCUCUCCCUGCCCGCCCUGCCUUCCCUUCUCUUCCUUCCCUCUCUCCUCUCCCUUUUCACCCAUCUCUCCCUUCCCUCCCUUCCCUCACCACCAACCAUCCCUCGCCCUUCUCUCCAUCCCCUCCCUUCUCUCCCGACCUCCCUUUUCUCCCUUCCUGCCCUCCUCUCCCUACCCUCCCUUCUCUCCCUUCCCCCCCUACUCUCCCUGAGCCCCCUUCUCUCCCUUUCCGCCCUUCUCUCCCUCCCCUUCAUGCCUCCCACCACCUCUUUUUCCUGCCUUCCCAUCCCUCCUUCAUGCUUCCCACCACCUCUUUCUCCUGCCAGCACCAUUUUUUCCAUGCACGUUAUUCCAGCGAUAAUUUCUAUUCCUUUAAAUUGCGCCUUACACCCUCCUCCCCUCCUCUUACCUUCCAUGCAACUUAUGUACCUUGUCCUUCCCUAUGCGUGCAGUUAUGA
Molecule: messenger RNA, 1914 nt
Organism: Closterium sp. Yama58-4
Lineage: Eukaryota; Viridiplantae; Streptophyta; Zygnematophyceae; Desmidiales; Closteriaceae
Source: the annotation of a GenBank genome assembly